AAUCCUUAAAUUCAUUUUAGGUGUUUUUCUUCAAGUCACUUGGAUAUAGGAAAUAAGAAUUAGUAGCAUGGGUUCAAUUAGAAGCUAUAAUGUCCAAGGAGCUAUAUUAGGAGUUUUGUGUAUGGUCUUGCUAGAAUUGUGUCUAGUUAACGCUCAUCAGUUUGAUGAUACAUUUGAUCCCAUCACUCGUCGAGCUCUGGUGGCCGGCACCCAGGGCCGCGGGGGAGGCCAACCAGUCGACCCGGCUCAACAUCCCGUGGCAGGCGGAGCUGGAUUCAAAUGUGUAGAUGUAUCAAAUUUUAACAUCAAGGGAGAUGGUCAGUCUGAUGCAACUGACGGUGUUAUAGCAGCAUGGCAAGAAGUUUGUGGCUGCCCUACACCAUCAAAACUAGUUAUACCCAGAGGGACGUGGUUAACAGCAGAACUUGAUUUCCGCGGCCCAUGCGCUGCCCCGCAGAUUGUAAUCGAGAUUCAGGGGACUCUGCUAGCCAAGCCAGACAAGCAAUCAUUCCCGAAGGGAUUCUGGAUCAAUAUCAUGGGCGUCCAUGGAGUCGUCAUUAACGGUGGAGGUACACUCAAUGCACAAGGAGAGAAAAUAUGGCACACUAGAGGUGUUGGCGAAAAAGGCACGCCUCUACCCGACUCUCUUGUACUAGCCCAAUCCAACGACUCGAUAGUCGAAAACAUACACCUGGUGAAUGGCAAGGGAUUCAACAUGAAGGUAUACGAAAACGAGAAUGUGCUGAUACAAAAUGUUCACAUAACAUCUCCAGACGAAAGCCCAAACACAGACGGAAUCCACAUCGGCCGUAUCAAAAAUGUCAGAAUACUCGACUCCUUCCUAGGCGUCGGUGAUGACUGCAUUUCCAUAGGCGACGGUAGCAUCGACGUCUACAUCAAAAACAUCAUGUGCGGUCCUGGACAUGGCAUCAGCGUGGGGAGUCUUGGGAGGUUCACGUACGAGACUGAUGUUCGCAACGUUUGGGUGGAAAAUUGUACAUUCACCAAAACGCUAAAUGGUGCAAGGAUCAAGACGUUCCAUGACUCGCCACAAAUAGAGGCGACUAACAUUACAUAUUGUAACCUCGUCAUGAACGAUGUCUACAAUCCCAUCAUUAUUGAUCAGAACUAUGCCUUCAAUAAACCAACCCCAUCAAGGGUGAAGCUAAGCAACAUCAAGUUUAGGAAUGUAAGGGGAACCACGAGCUCUAACGUGGCAGUGAGCCUCAACUGCAGCAGUGGUGUUCCGUGCCAAGGCGUAGAACUAUUUGAUAUCGAUAUUAAAUACAUUGGCAAUAAUACAAAAGAUAGGACUACUCACUGUGCUUGUGCACAUGCUAACGCGAAAUUCGGCGGCAGAAUUUUCCCACCACCCUGUGCUCAGUGACACUCUUUUCUCAUUCAUAUUAAUAUUCUUCCUGGAUCGGGGUUGUGGUUGUCGUCAAUAAAAACACCACCAUCUGUGCAUCUCCAUGGGUUGCUGUUAAUUCUUGUGUAAUUAGAGGAUCUCUUUUUUUUUCUUUGCUCUUUUAUUAUUUUUUUACCCGACAAAUUAAUACAAUAUGCUCCAUUUUUUCUCA
Molecule: messenger RNA, 1580 nt
Organism: Daucus carota subsp. sativus
Lineage: Eukaryota; Viridiplantae; Streptophyta; Magnoliopsida; Apiales; Apiaceae
Product: exopolygalacturonase
Exons: 5
Coding region: 68-1387 (439 amino acids)
Biological process (GO): carbohydrate metabolic process
Molecular function (GO): polygalacturonase activity
Source: RefSeq, a predicted model, not a curated record